UAAACAAACCGUUGAACGAGGAGCAUUGAUUAUAAACCAAAGAUUCGAGGAGAAAGUUGGAAAAAUGUCAACUUUGCGGCGGGCGUUUCAAUUCAUUCUCCUUGGCCUUGUGCUAGUUUCGGGAAAGUAUCGCUAUUACAGGAAGUACAAAUACUCUCCGGAGCUGAUAAGCGAAUUAAAAGACUUUGAAAAACUGAUUCCCACUGUUACAAUCGACGAACUAGUCGCCGAGCACAUGAUUACGGACUCUGGUUUUCGCAAAGCCGCAAAGUUUUUGCGCAGCUCCGAUUUCAAGAGGUUACAACAGCGCAUUGAGGCUCUGCCAGAAGUGGUGGAUCUGAUUAAUUUUGUGCACCUCAAUGAUACGGUCCAAGUAAAAAAACAAAAGUACUGGCAGCCUCUGUACUAUUACAACCGGUUCCGGAGGUCAGUUGAAGAUGAUCUCAAAGAGGAGAUUAUCAUGGUGCUGCUUCAACCGAACUCUGAGACCAAGCAAUUGAGUUCUUUCACCAGCUUUGUCCAGGAGCUACUUACUCAUCUGCCCCGCGAUCGUUUUGUGGCUUUGAUCAAUGAGAAACGUCAGAAAAGUGCUAUAUUUGCCCAGUUCUAUGAGGCAUUGAGAAGUGCAGAAUUCAAGACAAAAGCGGAAGCGGCUUGGAAAACCUCUAAUGUGCAGAGCGUGGUUCGCGAGCUCUCGUCACAUUCCAUCGAUGCCCAGGACCUAAAAGCGAUUGGCUAUGAAGUUAUAUCCUGGGGUCCUACAUAGUGUGAAAAAUACCUCUCCAGUUAAGCCCAAUAAAAUCGAAAAUCAA
This is a messenger RNA of Drosophila takahashii, 812 nucleotides long. RefSeq names its product jetboil (gene jtb). The record is from RefSeq and is a predicted model, not a curated record. NCBI's taxonomy places the organism in Eukaryota, Metazoa, Arthropoda, Insecta, Diptera, Drosophilidae.